AUGCCUUCUUAUAUCGUCACUUGCAAACAGGAUGCCUCCGACGAGGACGUGCAGGCUGUCAAGCAGCACUCCAUCGAUCAGGGUGGAAAGAUCAGUCACGAGUACUCGCUGAUCAAGGGCUUUGCUGUUGAGUUCCCCGACAGUGUCGUAAACACCCUCGAGUCGCACCCCCACGUGGAGAAUGUCGAGGCCGAUAGCGAGGUCAAGACACAGUAA
Molecule: messenger RNA, 216 nt
Organism: Penicillium antarcticum
Lineage: Eukaryota; Fungi; Ascomycota; Eurotiomycetes; Eurotiales; Aspergillaceae
Exons: 4
Coding region: 1-216 (71 amino acids)
Biological process (GO): vacuole fusion, non-autophagic
Molecular function (GO): endopeptidase inhibitor activity
Source: RefSeq, a predicted model, not a curated record